Molecule: messenger RNA, 1794 nt
Organism: Hyposmocoma kahamanoa
Lineage: Eukaryota; Metazoa; Arthropoda; Insecta; Lepidoptera; Cosmopterigidae
Exons: 4
Coding region: 670-1794 (374 amino acids)
Source: RefSeq, a predicted model, not a curated record
AUUUUGAGCCCCCGAUGUCGCGAUCUCCUGAUAAUCCUGGUGUCCCGAAUGGGACAACACCAAAGGUGCGGGCUCCGUGGUGGGUGGGAAAUCAGGAUAGUGAACACAAGAAUACUGCAACAUUAACUAAAAUCAUUCAAUCACCUAAAACCGGUGGUACUGGGGGGUAAACCCAAAAGCACAAUUUUAAACGUACAACAGCGCCCUACGGUGAGUGGUAGACCAAAGGGGAAACCCCAAGGCCAAGCGCGAACCGAUGCCGGUGCUGGCCCAACACCAGCGGUAGUGGCCCGAGCCUCAUGCUCUGUGGUCCCCGCCCAGACACCUGGCUCUGCAUCGCAGAACCCAACACAUACAGCCCUUGAGGCAGGGUGGACUCUGGUGAGUCGCAAGCCCGAAACCACGGUACCCAUCCGCAAGGAAGGGCAAAGUGGCCAGGACGAGCGACCACCUCCAGCUACCAGUGGGAGCAGGGGACGCCCUGCCCGAAAGAACAAACGGGGUCGACUCCGAGAACGUGAGCGUCGCAAUACGAAGGAAAAUCCGAAAGAGGGAGAGGCGCGGCCCCCAGCGGGUGUCGGGAAUGAUGCAGAAACCGCGUUAGUACGUCCCACUGGACCGGACUCGCACGCGCCUGGAAGGGCCCCCCUCCCUCCAAGGAACAAACAAAUGCACAAGGCACAGAAGUCCUCGACCAAUGCCAAACGUGCCCGUCUCGACGAGACAUUGUCUCCAAGAGGCGAACUCAAAAGGCAAAAAGUCGAAAGGCCCGCCCAGUCCAGAACGUAUGCCGAGGCCACCGCACCGGAACUUCUAGCGGUGAUCACUUCCGUCAAGAUUGGUUAUAGAAGGAGCCCCGAUUCCGACAUAAUACAGGAGGCCCUUUGUGAGCGUCUCUCUCAAGGAGCAGAGGAAUGCAGUGAGGAGGACGUCAGCCCACAGUUCCGAGGUAAACCCUUCUAUAGCGACGGGUCCCUAAAGCUGUGGUGCCAGGACAAGGCCAUCUUCCAAUGGCUAGAGGACGCAAUCAGCACGAUCAGGCUGCCCACCGGGGAGCCUAUGUCAUUGAAAGAUGGAGUGGAGGCUCCCCGGAGGGUCUGUGGACUGCUGAUCCCCGGUCAAUGGGAGGAAGCGCGCCGAAUCGGCCACAUGCUCACUUGGCAGAAUAAGUGGGCGGAGGUCCACAGAUGGUUUGUCCACAGGUUGCAGCAGCGACAGGGAAAUAACUUUGUGGUGAGACCUGAGUUCCUAAAGCUUCUAACUGACGCGGCCACGGCCCUGCCUGAUGUGGUGCUCUAUAUGGCGGAGACUGAUGUGCCACCACCACAGGAAAUGGUACAGCUAAUCAACCACUGCGAGCAGAACGGCCAGCACAUUGUCGUGGCCCCUGAGUCUAAUGCCCACCAUCCGCUGUGGGGCAUGGAACUCGCAAAUGACAGAAGUAUCACGGACAGCCCUCUAUGCAGAGCGUGCAAAGAGGGGGAGGAAACGGCCGUGCACAUCCUACUAGAGUGCUCCGGCGUGGCCAACUACAGGGCAAAGUACCUUGGAGUGCCGAGGGCGCUCCCCGAAGUCUUAAGCAAACCGAAGAGGCUGCGAUUCCUGGAGGAGCUUAGGUGGCACGAGUACGACCCUGCAACCACCACACGCAAAAUAGGCGCCUCGACGUCGAGUUGCGGAAAGCCCGUUACACCAAAUACCAGGUGUGCCUGUGUGUACUGUGUUACUAGGGACACGGAAAAGAAUCGAUACUUUUUGGUGCCGAGCACUUUGUUUAUACCAAUAUUUUUGUAG